Amorphotheca resinae ATCC 22711 is the source of this 327-nucleotide messenger RNA. RefSeq lists its product as hypothetical. The record is from RefSeq and is a predicted model, not a curated record. The transcript has 3 exons. Lineage: Eukaryota; Fungi; Ascomycota; Leotiomycetes; Helotiales; Amorphothecaceae. Bases 1 to 327 code for a protein of 108 amino acids.
AUGCGUGGACGGUGGACUACACUUGCAGGAAUACUUAAUCGACAACAAGAAGACAAUCGACAACAAGAAGACAAUCGACAACAAGAAGACAAUCGACAACAACAGGACAAUCGACAACAACAGGACAAUCGACAACAAGACACUCAAGAGCUCAAAACAACCAGACAGCCGGCGGUAGCUCCUCAGUUUUGGUUGGCAGAUAGACGGAGGGUGGAUGCGAUCAAACCAGGAGAUCGGAAGCCUCCGAACGAACUCUGUAUUGCUACCAUGUACUCCCAAUACCCGAACAUAUCGCAAGACCAAAAUACGAUAACAAACAAGGAGUAA